Messenger RNA from Plasmodium vinckei vinckei, 975 nucleotides. RefSeq names its product conserved Plasmodium protein, unknown function. The transcript has a single exon. The record is from RefSeq and is a predicted model, not a curated record. Lineage: Eukaryota; Apicomplexa; Aconoidasida; Haemosporida; Plasmodiidae. The coding region runs from base 1 to 975 and encodes 324 amino acids.
AUGGGGACACUUAUAGAGGAUUUGUUAGCAAGUGCUAAUAAAAAAUUGUUACAAAAAAUGGUGAUAUCGUCUGGAAAAACAAAAAAUAUUGAUUUAGUAUAUGGACAAGAUAUAAUCAAAAUAUAUUUAAAAAAAUAUGUAGAGUUAUGUAAUAAAUUUAUAGAAUUAUUUACACAAUUAUGUGAAUUAAUUAAAAAAUUAGAUAAUAAUUUAGGAGAAUAUAAUUUACAACCUUUUGAUAUGGAAAUGGAAAAUUAUACAUUAAAUAGUCAUAAUUUUUUGGCGAAAAAAGAGAAGGAAAAUUUUUUAAAAGAAACUCAAAUAAAUAUAGAAAAAAUAAUAGGAGAUAUAAAAUAUAAUAUUUUAAAUACUCGUGAAUAUAUAAAAAAAGUAAAAGAAUUAUAUUUGUUAAUAUAUAUAUACAUAUAUAAUUUUUAUUUUAAUAUAAAUAUGCUUGAUGAGUAUUUACAAAAAAACAGUAUAAAUAGCAAUAAUAAUUACACACACAAAAAAGGUCAGACAUAUAAUGAUGUUGCCAAUGUAGGGAAUAGCAAAACAGGUUGUAAACAUCCGCUUGUUGAAAAAUUUAUAAAUUUAAAUAAUAUAUGUAAUUUUGAAUUUGCUGAAUUUAUUUCAAAAGAUAUAUUUAUUUCUUUAUUUUAUUCGGAUAAAGAUAUUACAAAGAUUUCUAAAAAAUGUCUUUAUUGGAAGGAUAGUGAAAAAGACCAUAGUGUUAUUACUAAUAUUGGACAUGAUAAUAGCAUUAUAAUUUGUUUGAAUGAAAUAUGUUUUUUUUUUUUUAUGACAAUUAUUAUAUAUUAUAUUGAAAAUGAUUUAAAGUUACGAAUAAAAAUGUUUAUAUCAUUAAUAAAUAAGUUUCAUAAAAAUAAAUUAAAUUUAAAAAAAUAUAAUUUAAUACUUAAACAUAAUCCAUAUUUAAGUAAAAUUAAAAAAUUGACAUACAUAUUUUUAUAA